This is a messenger RNA of Solea solea (common sole), 937 nucleotides long. RefSeq names its product CD9 molecule a (gene cd9a). Lineage: Eukaryota; Metazoa; Chordata; Actinopteri; Pleuronectiformes; Soleidae. The transcript has 8 exons. Gene Ontology annotation, cellular component: membrane. The record is from RefSeq and is a predicted model, not a curated record. Bases 136 to 822 code for a protein of 228 amino acids.
GCGCAAACCAGCCGCCUGACUGUGCGUCAGUGUGCGUGUGCAGACUGUGGCGCGUGUUCUCUGCUUCUCUACCGUCGCGUUAAAGAGCGUUUACAGCAAACACAAGUUUGAUCCACGGCUGAAACAACAAGCGCCAUGGCUGCUCUGUCAGGAGGAGAGACGUGCAUCAAAUACCUCAUGUUCGCCUUCAACCUGGUCUUCUGGCUUGCAGGUACGGCUGUGUUUGCUGUCGGCCUUUGGCUGCGAUUAGACCCGAAGACCAAAGGCCUGUUUGAAGGAGAAGACUCUCCGUCCGUGUUUUACACAGGUGUGUAUAUCCUGAUAGCGGCUGGAGCACUGAUGAUGGCGGUGGGGUUUCUCGGAUGUUGUGGGGCGAUCCAAGAGUCCCCCUGUAUGCUGGGAACGUUCUUCGCCGUCCUGCUCGUCAUAUUUGCCGUCCUGGUUGCCGCUGGAAUCUGGGGAUUUUCCAAUCAGAGCAAAGUGGUGAAUGACAUCACAGCAUUUUACCGGCAGACCUACAACAACUACAAGACGACGGGAGACGAGCGGCUCAGAGAGACACUGCGGCUCAUUCAGAGUGGACUGAAGUGCUGCGGUCCAAACGGAGCCCUGCUGGAUGACGACAAAGACACCUGUCCCCGUGGAGACCUGCUGGAGCAGCUCAUUACUAAGAGCUGUCCUGAUGCCAUCGACGAGGUCUUUGACUCCAAGCUACACAUCAUCGGAGGAGUGGGCAUUGCCAUUGGAAUUGUCAUGGUGUUCGGGAUGAUCUUUAGCAUGCUCCUGUGCUGCGCCAUCAGGAAAUCUCGGGAAGUGGUGUGAUGACCUCUGACCUGCACGUCACAGUUCCUGGUUUAUGUUGCAUGACAUCAUUCCUAGAGUCAGCGACUCUCCACUUCUAAUAGAAACACUGUUUUGUUCACGGGGGGGGGGGGGG